Neltuma alba is the source of this 1460-nucleotide messenger RNA. Its product is annotated as UPF0481 protein At3g47200-like. Bases 48 to 1340 code for a protein of 430 amino acids. NCBI's taxonomy places the organism in Eukaryota, Viridiplantae, Streptophyta, Magnoliopsida, Fabales, Fabaceae. The transcript has a single exon. The record is from RefSeq and is a predicted model, not a curated record.
UAUACAGUGAGACAGUCACACUAUCUCAAUUGUCUCAGUCUCUCACCAUGGCACAAGAUCGGUAUGCCCUUCUGGAACACCCAUACCAAAUAUCGCGAAGUACAUGGCCCAAGAUACAAAGGGUGGCACAUCAUCUGAGAAAUCGAAAGGCUUUUGCGAAGUACUACUCUCCUAAGAUGGUGUCCCUUGGUCCCAUUCACCAUGGCGAGCCCCAUCUUCAGUUAGGAGAGCAGUACAAACUCAUGUGGGCAUCAAUGUACGUCGAAGCCAACCGAAAUAAGGCCCAGCGUCUGCAUCGAGAGAUUGUCGUAAAUAUUAAGGAUCUGAAGGAUCUAUACACUGAAGAUGCACUUCGACGCUUUAACGACGAUGAACUGGCGUGGAUGUUGUUUGUGGACGGAUGCGCUCUGCUUCAGAUCCUAAAGCAUCCAGACAUAUUGAAACCAGAGCCACUCAAAGCCAAGGUUGAUCAGAUGGCUCUUGUUCGCCAAGAUGCACUUUUGCUGGAGAACCAACUUCCCUUCCGGGUCCUCCAGCUCUUAAGUGAUCAACCUGACAACAAGCUAAUCGAAGACAUGGACCACUUCCUUCUUUGUCAUCAUUUUUCACCAGAUCAAAAGCCCCACAAGAAUGGAGCCGAAGGAGGUGAUGAUCAGACUCAGUAUGCAAUUGAUGUCGAUCCUACUCCGCCCAAUCCAACUCAUCUUCUUGAUGAACUGCGGAUCAAAGUGUUGCGUGAAUUUCGUUGUCCCCCUGAACCGAAACACAUCCAAAACGGCCAGAUAACAUACAGGAAUUUGAAAGAGCUGAAAGGGGCAGGGAUUGAAGUGAAAAGAAGCAAGUCAAAGUGCCCCAUCGAUAUCACUUUCUCUUCUCACUGUUUCAGCGGAGAACUGAAACUUCCAGACAUAAUAGUGGACGACACAACUGCUCCAACAUACCUGAACUUGAUGGCGUACGAGGUGUGCCCAGAUUUUGAGAACAAGUACGAGAUAAGUUCGUACGUAGAAUUCCUGGACUCGCUGAUCGACCACCCGGACGAUGUGAAGGUAUUGAGGAAGGCCCGAGUUCUGCACAACGGGCUUGGCAGUGACGAGGAAGUGGCCAAACUGUUUAACGUCAUAAGCACUGAUCUGGUGCCUAACGCCGCCAUAUAUGCGUCUCUCAGAGCUGACAUAGAAAAGCAUUACCAGAAGGAUUACAAGACGUGGUUCGCUCUGGCCUUUAAUACCUACUUCAGCAACCCUUGGUCCAUUAUUGCCUUCUUUGCUGCUUCUGUGGCCCUUCUUCUCACUUUUAUCCAAACUUGGUUUGCCGCUUUCCCCUCUCAGAAUUCUUAGACAUCUCACAUGGCAAUAAGGAUGUAUACUCCAUCUUUUUGCACUUUAAUUAUAUAGAGCGUGAAAAUUUUAUUAUUGGUGUGUGAUUGUAUUUAAUCAAUUAAACACAGCUUUUGAUUA